AUGUGGGAUGAGCUGAACUGCUGGCCUCCUGCUUCUCUCGGAGAAACCGUCUCUCAGCCGUGUCCAGAGUUUUUCAGCUCGGAGGCUAAAGUGCAUCGUAACUGCACGGCCAUUGGCUGGACGGACCCUCUGGUCCCACAUGAAGACGCAUGCGGCUACACCUUCAAUGAGACUCUCCACUUCCUUGGAGAGUCCUCAGACUCCCAUCUGUAUUUCUCCUACGUGAAGACCAUGUACACGGUGGGAUACGCCCUCUCCCUCAUCUCCCUCUCCAUCGCCGUCACCAUCUUCUGUCUGCUCAGAAAGCUGCACUGCACCAGGAACCACAUUCACAUCCAGCUGUUUGUCUCCUUCAUCCUGAGAGCCAUCUUCAUCUUCAUCAGAGACUCCCUGCUGUUUCACAACGAGGAGCUCUACCACUGUGACGCCUACCCGGUGGUGUGUAAGGUGGUGCUGAUGUUUUCCAACUACUCCAUCCUGGCCAACUACAGCUGGCUUCUGGCGGAGGGUCACUUCCUGUUCACUCUGGUGAGCCGCUCCUUCUUCUCCCUGAAGAAACACCUGGCCUGGUACAUCGUCCUGAGCUGGGGUUUACCUCUGAUUGUUAUCAUCUCCUGGGGAUGUGCCAAGUUCUUUUAUGAAGACGAAGGCUGUUGGGAAACCAGGAGGCAUGAGUGGAUUUGGUGGAUACUUCGAGUGCCAGUUCUUCUGACUAUAUCUAUGAACCUCGUCUUUUUCUUGGGCAUUUUGAGGAUCCUGGUGAACAAGCUCAGGAUGCCAGAUGCACAGAGGAAUGAAUUCAGCCAGUAUAAGUGA
This is a messenger RNA of Notothenia coriiceps (black rockcod), 816 nucleotides long. It is a transcript of the gene sctr, whose product is annotated as secretin receptor. The record is from RefSeq and is a predicted model, not a curated record. NCBI's taxonomy places the organism in Eukaryota, Metazoa, Chordata, Actinopteri, Perciformes, Nototheniidae. Gene Ontology annotation, cellular component: plasma membrane. Gene Ontology annotation, biological process: adenylate cyclase-modulating G protein-coupled receptor signaling pathway; cell surface receptor signaling pathway. Gene Ontology annotation, molecular function: G protein-coupled peptide receptor activity; secretin receptor activity; peptide hormone binding. Bases 1 to 816 code for a protein of 271 amino acids. The transcript has 8 exons.